Arachis stenosperma is the source of this 3857-nucleotide messenger RNA. Its product is annotated as cellulose synthase A catalytic subunit 1 [UDP-forming]. Gene Ontology annotation, cellular component: plasma membrane; trans-Golgi network. Gene Ontology annotation, molecular function: cellulose synthase (UDP-forming) activity. The transcript has 14 exons. The coding region runs from base 214 to 3453 and encodes 1079 amino acids. The record is from RefSeq and is a predicted model, not a curated record. Gene Ontology annotation, biological process: cellulose biosynthetic process; plant-type primary cell wall biogenesis. Lineage: Eukaryota; Viridiplantae; Streptophyta; Magnoliopsida; Fabales; Fabaceae.
GAAUAUGAUGUUGAUAGCUGGAAAUGAAAGCAAGCAAACAAGUGACUCAAUAAAGAGAAUGAGAAAGAUGGGACAUUGAGUGUGGCCGAAGCUUCUUCAUUCUCUUUUUGGCGUCGUCUUUCUUUUCGUGUCACUGUCUCGAAAUCUCAUUAAUAUCGUUUUAAGAGUUUUUAAGGCAUUGAAAUCUGUGCCAAUUCAAAACAAGCAAAAACCAUGGAAGCAACUGCAGGAAUGGUUGCUGGCUCGCAUAAGAGGAACGAGCUUGUUCGAAUUCGCCACGAUUCUGAAACCGCCCCUAAACCCCUGAAGAAUUUGAAUGGACAAAUCUGUCAAAUUUGUGGUGAAACUGUUGGAUUAACAGAUAGCGGCGAUGUCUUUGUUGCUUGCAAUGAGUGUGCAUUUCCAGUUUGUCGUCCUUGUUAUGAAUACGAGCGAAAGGAUGGGAACCAGUGUUGCCCCCAGUGCAAGACUAGAUACAAAAGGCACAAAGGGAGUCCUCGAGUGGAUGGAGAUGAAGAUGAGGAUGAUGUUGAUGAUUUGGAGAAUGAGUUCAGUUAUGGCCAAGGAAAGGCCAAGGCACGGCCGCAGUGGGAUGAAGAUGCUGACAUGUCUUCCUCUUCAAGACAUGAACAACCAAUUCCACUUUUGACUCAUCGACACCAAAUUUCUAGUGAGAUUGCUACACCUGAUACGCAAUCAGUUCGAACUACAUCAGGCCCUUUGGGUCCAUCUGACAAGGUUCACUCACUUCCAUAUGUUGAUCCAAGGCAACCAGUUCCAGUAAGAAUUGUAGAUCCAUCAAAGGACUUAAAUUCUUAUGGUCUUGGAAAUGUUGACUGGAAAGAAAGGGUUGAAAGUUGGAAACUCAAGCAGGAGAAGAAUGUGGUGCAUGUGAAUGGUAGUAGAUACAAUGAGGGGAAAGGUGAUAUUGAAGGAACUGGUUCCAAUGGAGAAGAACUUCAAAUGAUUGAUGAUGCCAGACAACCUUUGAGUCGUGUGGUGCCUAUUCCUUCAUCUCAGAUAACUCCUUAUCGUGUCGUGAUCAUACUCCGGUUGAUUAUUCUGGCUUUCUUCUUGCAAUAUCGUACAACUCAUCCUGUGAAGGAUGCAUACCCUCUAUGGUUGACAUCAGUUAUUUGUGAGAUCUGGUUUGCCUUAUCCUGGCUCUUGGAUCAGUUUCCAAAAUGGUCUCCCAUCAAUCGCGAGACAUACCUUGAUAGGCUUGCUCUAAGGUAUGACCGUGAUGGAGAACCGUCGCAAUUGGCCCCGGUGGAUGUGUUUGUUAGUACAGUGGAUCCUCUCAAAGAGCCUCCUCUCAUAACAGCAAACACUGUUCUGUCUAUACUCGCUGUCGAUUAUCCUGUCGACAAGGUUUCUUGCUAUGUAUCAGAUGAUGGUUCAGCCAUGUUGACCUUUGAAGCCCUUUCAGAAACAGCUGAGUUUGCAAAGAAGUGGGUUCCCUUUUGCAAGAAGCACAAUAUUGAGCCAAGAGCCCCAGAGUUCUAUUUUGCACAGAAGAUUGAUUACUUGAAGGACAAGGUUCAACCCUCUUUUGUGAAAGAGCGCCGUGCAAUGAAGAGAGAAUAUGAAGAAUUUAAAAUACGGAUCAAUGCCCUUGUCGCGAAAGCUCAAAAGACACCAGAAGAAGGAUGGACAAUGCAGGAUGGAACUUCUUGGCCUGGAAAUAAUCCUAGGGAUCAUCCUGGAAUGAUUCAGGUCUUCUUGGGUCAUAGUGGAGGUCUUGAUACAGAUGGAAAUGAGCUACCAAGACUUGUUUAUGUUUCUCGUGAAAAGCGACCAGGCUUCCAACAUCACAAGAAAGCCGGAGCUAUGAAUGCUCUGAUUCGAGUUUCUGCUGUCUUGACAAAUGGCGCAUAUCUAUUGAACGUCGAUUGUGAUCAUUACUUCAAUAACAGCAAAGCUCUAAAAGAAGCCAUGUGUUUCAUGAUGGAUCCAGCUCUUGGAAAGAAGACAUGUUAUGUGCAGUUCCCUCAGCGUUUCGAUGGCAUUGAUUUGCACGAUCGAUAUGCCAACCGCAACAUUGUUUUCUUUGAUAUCAACUUGAAGGGUCUGGAUGGUAUUCAGGGACCAGUGUAUGUCGGAACUGGUUGUUGUUUCAAUAGGCAGGCUUUGUAUGGUUAUGAUCCUGUUUUGACUGAGGAAGAUUUGGAACCUAACAUUAUUGUGAAGAGUUGCUGUGGUUCAAGAAAGAAGGGAAGGGGUGGGAACAAGAAAUACAUUGACAAGAAGAGGGCUGCAAAAAGAACUGAAUCAACCAUUCCUAUCUUUAAUGUUGAAGACAUUGAAGAGGGUGUUGAAGGGUAUGAUGAUGAAAGGUCACUGCUUAUGUCUCAAAAGAGGUUAGAGAAGCGUUUUGGUCAGUCUCCGGUUUUCAUAGCUGCCACCUUCAUGGAGCAGGGUGGCAUUCCUCCUUCCACCAAUCCCGCGACGCUUCUGAAGGAAGCAAUCCAUGUUAUUAGCUGCGGUUAUGAAGACAAGACAGAAUGGGGCAAAGAGAUUGGAUGGAUAUAUGGCUCUGUGACUGAAGAUAUCUUGACUGGAUUCAAGAUGCAUGCUCGCGGUUGGAUUUCCAUCUAUUGCAUGCCACCUCGCCCGGCGUUUAAGGGUUCUGCUCCCAUCAAUCUUUCCGACCGUCUCAACCAGGUGCUCCGGUGGGCCUUGGGAUCCAUUGAGAUCUUCCUAAGCAGACAUUGUCCCUUGUGGUAUGGCUACAAUGGUAGAUUGAAGCUUCUUCAAAGGCUGGCUUACAUCAACACCAUUGUCUAUCCCCUUACUUCAAUCCCACUUCUGGCUUACUGCAUACUUCCUGCAUUUUGUCUUCUCACAAAUAAAUUUAUUAUUCCUGAGAUAAGCAACUUUGCUAGCAUGUGGUUCAUUCUCCUCUUCGUCUCGAUUUUCGUGACUUCAAUUCUUGAGCUUAGAUGGAGUGGUGUGAGCAUAGAAGACUGGUGGAGGAAUGAACAGUUUUGGGUUAUUGGUGGUACAUCAGCACAUCUUUUUGCUGUGUUCCAAGGUCUUCUCAAAGUCCUUGCAGGCAUUGAUACAAACUUCACCGUCACGUCAAAGGCGUCGGACGAGGACGGAGAAUUUGCUGAGCUCUACGUGUUCAAAUGGACAUCACUUCUCAUCCCUCCAACAACAGUGCUCAUAGUGAACCUUGUAGGCAUUGUAGCUGGUGUGUCAUAUGCUAUAAACAGUGGAUACCAAUCUUGGGGACCAUUGUUUGGGAAGCUUUUCUUUGCUAUAUGGGUCAUUGCUCAUUUGUAUCCAUUCCUGAAGGGUCUUUUGGGAAGGCAAAACCGCACACCAACCAUUGUCAUUGUUUGGUCAGUUCUCCUUGCUUCCAUAUUCUCCUUGUUGUGGGUUAGGAUUGAUCCUUUCACCACUGAAACCUCAAAAAAUGCUAAUGGUCAAUGUGGUAUCAACUGCUAGAGAUACUCUGGUUAAACUCACCAUCCUCUAUUGUUUCAUUAUUCGGAGACACACAAGGUUGCCAUAGUGUAUAUACCGAAUUCAUUGAGAAAUGUUAUGUACUUAUUCUACUUGACAAGACGAGAUGAGUACAGAUAACAUACACCUAAUUCAUUCUCUCAAGGUUCUUAUGGAGGAAACAAGUGAAGAAGGGUUCUUGAUAAAGAUUGAAACAUAGAAGACUUAACCCUUUGUGUUGUGUUGUAUUAUUUGUUUAUUUUAUUUAUUGAUACGUAUUCCUUUUUCUGGUAUAUACCAAGAUAGUUGAGCAAAAUAUCUGUGUGAUAGUUUUGAACUUUUGAUUUGUAUUGGAUUAAUAAUUAAUAAUUUAAUGAAAGAAAACAAGCUGCUAUUUGUUGCUCAAA